This is a messenger RNA of Mucor mucedo, 1050 nucleotides long. RefSeq names its product chaperonin 10-like protein. Gene Ontology annotation, molecular function: zinc ion binding; alcohol dehydrogenase (NADP+) activity. Gene Ontology annotation, biological process: alcohol metabolic process. The record is from RefSeq and is a predicted model, not a curated record. Lineage: Eukaryota; Fungi; Mucoromycota; Mucoromycetes; Mucorales; Mucoraceae. Bases 1 to 1050 code for a protein of 349 amino acids. The transcript has 4 exons.
AUGACAGAUAACAAUAGAUUCAACGCUUGGGCAUGUGCUGGAAAAGGCAAACCUUUGGCCAAAACAAACGAAUUAACCUUAAAACAAUGGGACGAAGACUCUGUAGAAUUAAAUAUUACACAUUGUGGUAUUUGCGGUUCUGAUAUUCACACCAUGGAUUCCGGCUGGGGACCUACUCUUUACCCAUGUGUCGUUGGUCAUGAAAUUGUAGGUGUGGUGGCUAAAGUAGGUAAAAAUGUCUCUCAUCUCAAAGUAGGCGAUCGUGCUGGUGUCGGUGCUCAAUGUGGUAGUUGCCAUCAAUGUCAAAACUGUAAAGAGGGCAACGAAAAUUUAUGCAUGAAUAAUUUUGUCGGUACUUAUAGCUCCAAAUGGCCCAAUGGCGAUAAAACCUAUGGUGGUUAUGCGGAUCGUUGGAGAGGUGAUUAUCGUUUCGCGUUUAAAAUACCCGAUAAUAUGUCGAGUGAAAUUGCUGCUACUUUCUUUUGUGCUGGUGUUACCACCUAUGCGCCUUUAAAACGUGAAAAUGUCAAUUCCACCUCCGUCGUGGGUAUCAUGGGUAUCGGCGGUUUGGGUCACUUUGGUGUUCAGUGGGCUAAAGCCAUGGGUGCUAAGGUCAUUGGUAUGUCUCAUAACGACAAGAAGCAUGAUGUCGCUUUAGAACUCGGUUGCGAUGAAUACCUUGUAACCAGCGAUAAAGAAGCCAUGGCCAAGUAUAGACGAUCUAUGACCCAUAUUCUUUGUACAGGAACUGGACAAGACUUUGACUGGAACACCUAUUUGGGACUUUUGCAUGCCAACGGUCACUUUAUCAAUGUAAGUAUGCCAGACUGGAAUUUCCCUGAACUUCAUCCUGUGGUCUUCGUGAUGAACCAAGUACAUAUCAGUGGUUCUGCCAUUGGUUCACCCAAGGAGAUUGAAGAAAUGCUCGAAUUUGCUGCUACACAUGGUGUCAAACCUUGGAUAGAAAUUUAUGAUAUGGAUAACGUUGUUCAAGCAGUAGAAGACUUCAGAGCUGGAAAGCCUCGUUUCCGAAUUGUCUUAAAAAACUAA